UACCAGUCUCUCUACCGCCGCUACCGGCCCCAGAAGUUCUCCGAGAUCAAGGGCCAGGACCACGUCGUGAGGGCCCUGCAGAGCGCGGUGCGCGAGGAAAAGGUCGGUCACGCCUACCUGCUGCAUGGCCCCCGGGGCAGCGGCAAGACCUCUACCGCGCGGGUCCUGGCCAAGGCGCUGAACUGCACCGACCUCGGCUCCGACGGCGAGCCCUGCUGCGCCUGCGAGUCCUGCGUGUCGAUAAAGCAGGGCCGGUCGUUCGAUCUCCAAGAGCUCGAUGCCGCCUCCAACAACAAGGUCGACGACAUGCGGGCCCUGCUCGAGCGGGUCAAUCUGACCUCGCCGGGCCGGGCCAAGGUGUACCUGCUCGACGAGGUUCACAUGCUCACCGCCGGCGCAGAGAACGCGCUGCUCAAGACCUUGGAGGAGCCUCCCUCCCAUGUCACGUGGGUGCUGGCCACCACCGAGCCCCACAAGGUGGUGCAGACCAUCCGGAGUCGCUGCCAGGUGUUCGAGCUCGGGCUGAUCCCAUCCGACAUCAUGUCCGACCUCAUCCGGUACGUCGUCGCCGACGCCGAGCUGGACGUGGACGACGCAGCCAUCGACCAUGCCGUGGCCGCAGGCGGCGGCUCGGCGCGCGACACGCUCACCGCCCUCGAGCGGGUGGUGGCCGGCGGCGGGACAACCGACCUCGACUCUUCCACCGACGCCAUGCUCGGGGCUCUGGCCGAAGGUGACCGGGCCGCCGCGCUGUCUGCGGUGGGCGACGCCGUAGGGCGGGGGCGGGAUCCGCGAACCAUCGGCGAGAUGGUGCUGGCCGGACUGCGGGACGCCUUCCUCACCGCGAUGGGCGAUCCACCGGCGCGCCUGUCCGAGCAUGAGCGGGCCAGAGCCGCCGACCUCGCCAGUCGCAUGGCGCCCGCGGCGAUGACGCGGGCGCUGGAGACGCUCGGCCGGGCUCUGAUCGACAUGCGGCAGGCGCCCGAUCCGCGGGUCGACAUCGAGGUGGCGCUCGUCCGGCUCUGCCACCCGGACGAGGAUCGCUCUCUAGAAGCGCUGGCCCAGCGAAUACAGCGGCUCGAGACUCGCCUCGACGGCCUGCCUGCCUCCGCGCCGGCGGCUGCGCUUCCAGCGCCGGGUCGCCCGGCGGUGCCAGCCGCGCCCGCACAUCACGAUGAGGCCCCGGACCCGCCGGCGGCCGCGGCGCCGGCCGCGGCGGCGCGGCGGGCCUUGUCGGAGCAUCGGGCCUCGGCUCCUGCGGUGUCAGCUGCGCCCGCGGCCGCGCGGGUCCCUGCUGCCGGUCCGGCCGCGGCGGCGCGGCGGGCCUUGUCGGAGCAUCGGGCCUCGGCUCCUGCGGCGUCAGCUGCGCCCGCGGCCGCGCCGGUCCCCGCCGGUGGCCCGAUUGCACCGCCACCGCCGGUGCCGGUGCCCGAUCUGGCGUCGAUGCGCCCCCGGAGCCCGACCGAGGUGGUGGAUCUGGCCCGCAGGCACCUGGGCCUGGAGCGGACCUUCGUGGUGGCCAGAGCGGUUGAGCUGGAGCCGAGCCAGGAGCGUCGGCGCGACCCCGCACAGCUGCACGCCCUGUGGAGGGACCUCCUGGAGCGUGCGGUGAAGGCGAGCCCGGAGCUGGAUUCGCCCGUGCCAGAGCCUCCGACCGAUGUGCCGGAGCCGGAUCGCCCGUGCCGGAGCCUCCGACCGAUGCGUCCGAGCCUGCAUUGGCAUUCGACCCCGCAUCGGUGGCCGACCCCGCAUGGCAUCGAGCCCUCUCGGUGCCGAGCCUGCAUCGGCAUCCGACCCCGCAUCGGUGGCCGAGCCUGCAUCGGCGUCCGAGCCCGCAUCGGCUCCGACCCCGCAUUGGCAUCCGACCCUGCAUUGGCAUUCGACCCUGCAUUUGCAUCCGAGCCUGCUCGGUGGCGAGCCGCAUUUGCAUCCGACCUGCAUCGGUGGCCGAGCCUGCAUUUGCUCCGAGCCUGCAUCGGUGGCCGAGCCUGCAUUGGCAUCCGAGCCUGCAUCGGUGGCCGAGCCUGCAUUGGCAUCCGAGCCUGCAUCGUGGCCGAGCCUGCAUUGGCAUCCGAGCCUGCAUCGGUGGCCGAGCCUUUGCCGCCGGCUGACUCAGAUGCCCGGUUCGGGCCGCCUGACUUCGACGCAGAAAUGGACAGCUUCGACCUCUACGACCUGGAGGCCCUCGACGAGGCGCCGAGCCACGCCGAUGACAUCGAACAGAAGAUCAAGGCCGCGUUCCCCGGCACCGAGUUCGCGGUCCUACCGACCCGACGCCGACGGCGACCAGGGCGGAGCCGGGGCGUAGUGCGAGUGGCGACAUGA
This is a messenger RNA of Geodia barretti, 2325 nucleotides long. Lineage: Eukaryota; Metazoa; Porifera; Demospongiae; Tetractinellida; Geodiidae. The record is from the annotation of a GenBank genome assembly.